UUGAGGGUAGCUGCUGCUGCUCGUUCUCUUCUCUCUCUUCUCUCUCUCUCUCUCUUCCUCUCUCUUCCUCCUCCUCUUCUUUCUCUCUUUUGUCCCAUUCUACUAGUGCUCCGGCGAUGAGGCCGGGAGAGAAGCCUGGUGGCGCCAGGACGCCAAGACACGAGGUGUGUGUGUUUGUGUUCGAUACCGUGCUCUUUUAUUCUUAUAUAUCUCUUCGUUUUUGUGCUUCGCGCUUCAUAGUGUUUUUUGAUUAAUUGCUCCUUUCUUUCUUUGACGGCGAGUGAGUAUAUAUACCGCUCCUCUUUCCUUUAACGGCCAAGUUUCGCGAGCGUGUUGGCCGGCCUUCUCGACCGGCGGUAAAUAUUUUUGCGGACGUUCAGUGCCGGAUUACGAGGCUCGAACGGAGAUCGUAAAAUGUGCGUGUGCGCUGGUGCUCGACAAAAACGAAAAACAAUACCCUCUCCGCGUUAUCGAGCAAAACCGUAAAAGAGGACGACUGUUGGAUGUGCCUCUAUCUCCAAUUCUCACAGUCGAUUUACUAUUUUUAAAUGUAUACGUGCAUAUUUGUCGAAAGACUCUGCGCCAGACAUUGAUGGAGCGAUGUUAUCAAAUGGACUGAGAGAUCUCUCGUCUUUUUUUUUCUUCAAGCUGUGAAAUAUAUCAUCGAGCGUUAGAGUUGACGGAUUUUGAUGGAGCACGCUGCUUUAUGCACUUAGAUCGUAUUAAAAUGAGUCGAGGCUGUAGAUGUUGUCCAAGACCACUGAUGCGAUCUUGACGGCCGCGGAAAUUUUUUUUUUUAUCGGCAAACUGAACAAUUUAUUGAUGCUGUACAGAGCUAUUUACGAGUGGAUGGCUAAGGUGGGUCGGAGGCCUCGCAGCAGCAAGGAAGUGAGAUGAAUAGCCACAGUGGCGUCUGGCAGGCAACACUGACUGACUGACUGACUGACUGACUGAAGACGAGAAGAGAAAGAGAAGAGGAGUUCAAUCAUCGUUCAUUAGGAUACAAUAAUGAAUCGCGAGAAUGAGGAACAAAAGCCAGUACCCCAGACGCUGUGCGGUGCACUGCAGAAGGAAGCCAAUUGCAAAUGUCUUGUGCUCUCAGUGCUAAUCUACGGGUGCCUUGCCGCCGUUACUUGGUGCAGAUGCGCCAACGUACCCAAGAUUGUUCUAGAUUUCACCACCUAUCCUAUCAAGAGCACCAAGCAUGUCUCGCCUUGCGAAGAUGGUUACAUCUACAUUCCCGUGGCGUUCAUGGGAAUGCUUUACCUCGUCUAUCUGGUCGAAUGUUACCAUUCGCCUAUCAGAAUCGACCUCCUGCACGCGGAGGGUCAAAGCUCUGUACUCGCCAAGCUGACACAACUGAAACUUGCGCAACCGACGAUCUGGUGGAAGGCUAUCUCGUAUCAUUACGUGCGGAGGAAACGGCAGGUUGUACGGUACAGGAACGGCGACAAUUUUACUACCACCCAGGUGUAUUACGAGAGGGUGAACUCACACGCGGCCUCGUCCCUUUACUUUUACGACUAUUGCGGCUCCAAGGACAUCAGCAAGGAACUCGUACUGGAUCCUAAGAUUCCAAUAACCAAGAUUACGUUGUCCAAAGGUUUUGCUUUCUCGAAUGUCAGGUCAGCUACCGAAUUCGAGGAAGCCAGGUCGAGAUUCUUUGCUGAACAGGAGUUCCGAGACGACUAUAUGGAGAUGAGGGAAGGGUUAGAUUUGGGUUGCAAUUUUGGUCCAAUGACACUCGUGUCAGUCCUGGGUAACCCAUGGUUUACUCGCUCUUAUGUUUACUGGUGCCUUAGUGCGCUUUUGCUUAGCUGGCCACUUAGAAUUAUCAUCGAAUGCAACACGCAAUACGUCGAUUAUCAGAUAACGAAGCUGUUCGGCGUGAAUUACGACACACCGACGAACAUCCAAAUUCACACGUCGGCGAGUCAACUUUCAGCGCCAGGCUCGUACAUGUUGGCGCCGAGCUAUAGCGAAGCCUUGCUGAUGGAAUCGGCUGGUAUACCAACGACAGCGACGGCCAGUAACGCGCAAACUGAAGCACCUUCGGGAGCACCGCACACCGACAUGGUACCAAGUUACUCGGAGGCGUUGCUUUACGAGCGUGCGGCUGCUGAAUAUCAGCCGUCUCAGUACACGUCUUUACCUAUACAACCUACGACAGUAACGACACAGAAGACCACCAACUGCGAGUGUCCUUGUCAUGGGAUAUCGACGACGCUCGGUGAGUUUGCCGUGUCGCAGGAGAGCCUGACUGAAAAUUGGCGCGACGUUAGUGGGGCGAACGAUACUACGGCCAAUUUGCGUAGAGCCAAACGAACGAAUAUUCAGAGCACCGAUCGUGAUGCGAGUUGUGCAAGCAGUAGCUUACGCGCCGAAGCUCGAAUUUGCGAGAAUUGCUUGAGCGACACGGCCACGACGGCGACGUCGACACGUCGUUCACUGGCGUUAACGACGCGAAGUAACGGUGAUCUCGUCGCGGCCACUGUAGCGAAUGAAGUAGACGGAAGUAGUGAUAGUAGGCAGCCGCGACAAAUAAGAUAUAUUGUCAGAGAAUAUUCGGAGCCUGAUCUACGGAGAAACACAAAUACGUUGAGUGAAGCAGCAGUCAGAUGUAUUCGGAACAAUGGCAUGAGUUUGGAGAAUAUUAUCGAGAGUGGCGAGGAAGUCGAAGGUCAACGUCAACCGUUCGAGCAAUCAGCACCGUCCACGAGCGCCGAUCAACCACAAGCUUCAACGAGUUCCACGAACGACGAAGCGGCUCGAAGCACAGGCGCGAUACCAAAGCGCGGAACAGCGUUGCACAGCACGAGCAACCAGAGUGUGAACCGUGUGACGGUGAAUCCGAUCGCUGAGGCAGUGAAACGCUUGCCGAACUCGCGUAGUACGUACUUCUGCUUGAAAUCGAUCCUUAAGCAGAACCGCAGGCGCUUCACCCUCGUCACGCCCGAAGAGUUGCAAAGCUUGACCUGUGGCAGCGAACCAACUUCCACAACUAAUGCCGCUGACGACGACGACGAAAUCGAGUGUUCCUGUGAUGGAUGUAGAGCUGAACUUGAGAGGCCAGAUCACCUUAGGAUCGACAAAAACAGACCGCUUAGCUGUCAGUCGCUUAUGUAUAAAAGAGAGAAUUCUAGAACUCUAAUCUUCGCAAGUCCAAUUCAAGCAGUAUGUCCAUCAGAUCCAUUUGGUGGUCGUAACAUGGUGAAAAGUGAGCAUCCACCUGAUUACGAGAACGCACUCAAUUUGCCAGUGUUAACGCGAUUACGUCGCUCGGUAGUCGAACGCGAAGCAACGACUGUCACAGCUGUUGUAACUACUGCUACAAGUGCUGCUACUGCUGUUGCCGGGACUUCGAACUCCGCCGCCAGUGCCUCGAGCCGUGUAUGGAAACAUCGGCGAAACGACUCUCAAACUGCUUCUACCAGUUCCGACAGCAACACGCGGACAGCGUUAAUAACGACAACGCAGUCAGGUCGCGCAGAGACGACGAUCUCGAUACCAUCGUACGACGGUGUGACAGUACCGCCAGAUUUACGAAAUAGCCAGGUACCGUCGACAAGUACCGACGAGAGAAGUCCAUUCCUCAGGCUUGACGAGCUUGCUACUGCCUCGGGGUCAGGAUCGUCUGUCGAUUCGACUGGACAAAGUGGAACUCACAGGGGUAAAUCGAAAGCACGAUUGACGAGGUCAUUAACGGAGAGACGUAAUACCUCAAACUCGAGACGACGUGAUCGAGCGUUAAGGAAAAGUCUCACUGAACGAGUGGACACUGAGUGUCGCAUAGCCAACGUUAGACGCGGCGCCCACAUCAACAUCGAAACCUCAUUGUAGACGACUUACUAAUUGAUGAGAUGUUUUUUUAACUCUCCGAUGUGGGCUGACUUAACGCUUGACUGUACUACUUAAUCUUGCCAAAUAUAGUGGAUUAUAUACAUGUGAUCGAGUUUCUGAAUAUACGAGUAAUGACUGUAGAUGUGAAAAGUAAAAUGAAAGUUUGUCGGUUAAUUAAGAGUUUAGUUUUCUGCGUUUUUGUUGUCUAUUAUCGGCAGUUAUACUCACGUCUGGCAUUAACAAUCUGCCUUAUGAAAGCUUAAAAUAUAUACAAAUGAAAAUAUUGCUUUCAAAAAUCUUAAGUCUAUGAAGAUUAGUCAUUGUAAAUGAUGAAUAAUUCAUUGAAUUUUGAAAUUCAUAUUUUAAAGUCGAUUUCAUAAACUAUGGGUUUUUCAAAACAAGUGCUACAAUUCAAACAUCGAGCGUUUAUAAAAAAAAAUAACAGUCGUUUUUUUUCAACGACCAAAGUGUGAUACAUGUUUUUUACUGGAGUGUUCAUUGUGUUUUCCAUUUAAAAAACACUUUUGACUUUAACCUGUCAAAAAUGAUUACUUGAGAAAGUAGAAUUAUGUCAUCAGUAUAUUAUAUACUUAUUACAAUUUAACGUUUUAUAUAAUAUUCAUAUGUAAUAAUUAUAUUGUCAUUUUUAUCUGAGAUACAAAGCAAAUAAUCACUAAGUCUCAAACAUACAAAAAAGGAAAAUGAAGGUAAAAAAAUCAAUGUUUGAUAUUUGUUGAGAUAUGUUAUAUUGAAUAUUGGUUGUUACUUGUUAAUGAAAAAUUUGAGGCCAAAAUGUAAACAAUUAAAGAAAUUUAAUUUAACUCAAUAUAAAUAAAUACAAAAAUUUAGUGAUUAUUAAAACUUAUUUUAAAUAAAAAAUCAGAUAAAGAAUGUUGGUAAAUAAAAAUACUUAAUAGCUUUUGAGGAAAAUUGUAAAUUGUAAUAAAUUUGUUAGGGGGAUCAUACCGUUAUAUAAUAAUCCUUAAAUUUAUGUAUAAAAAAUAUGAAUUUAUUUUCAAUCAAGAAUAGUGCGAGCAAAAAGUAAUAUUUAUAUAUAUAUUUAAAUUUAAAAAAUGCACAAUUUCUUUCGGCAAAUAGUUCGAUCACGUACAUCUCUCAAAUCAAAAUAAAAAUGUACUUAUAAAGUAGUCAAAACCUUACGAGAGAUAAUUUCUCGGAUUUUUUUGUAUUCCACGAGAUACGAUUGACAAAAAAAGUUCUUUUUGUACAAUAUUUUUAAAUAGAAAAUCAAUACGACGAACGUAUAAGUAAUUUUGAAAUAAUAAUGUAUACUCGUAUAGAUAGCACUGUGAAAUAUUCAUUUUAAAAAGUAACAAAUGACAAUUAUUAAUCAAAAGCAGAAUAUUUCGCAUUCUCCAGGAGUAUUACGAUCAAAGUUUUCCAAAUAGCCAAAAUUUCGCGAUAUUGUAGCCAGAAUCUAACGAGACUUCCCAACUUCCAUAUACAUCAGCGUUGUACACACACUCGCAUAACAGAGCAAGUGAAACGUAUAGCAGAGGUUAGUGCAGAUAUUAAAAAUCGAUAUCUGUGGCAUUGCUCCAUGUGUGAAGGUGUCUGUGUAUAUAUAUAUAUAUUAUAUUUUUGUGCAUACACAUACACAGAUAUGUGUGCGCGUGUCUCUCUCGAUGAUAUAUGAAAUACACUACGAACUUGGAGCUAUUCUUUUUCUCAAUGUUUCAAAAAAAUCCUUUCAUCGAACACUCUCUGGUUGUCGUAGGAGUGUGUUAUUCGCUUUCGUCUUACCUUUUUCUUUAGCGAACAAAUAAGGCUGUGAAAUAAAAAAUAAAAUCCCGAGCGAUGGAUACGACAGAAAGAAAAAAAAACAAAACCACGAUUUUUCUGGAAAUUUAAUGUUUUCAUUUGCUAUUUGUGCACAUACAUUUUGCUUUAAUCGACAUAAAGCAACAAUUCGACAAAUCGGGCAUAAAAGUGUCUCUUCCACUCUAGUUGAUAUUGUUAAUUAAGCCACGUAUAAAUGCGAAAUCGAGUAAUAACAAAUUAGAUAAAAUUCGUUAUUCAGUUCGUAGACGUUGAGAAUAUAAACAUAAAAAAUAAUAUUAAACUUUGUAAUUUUCACAAACGAGAAUACGAUCUUAUGAAUAAUUGUUAUAAUGCAAAGAUUGAUUCAUUGUUGUGUUCAGGAGUAAAAUAUUCAAUCUAUUUAAUUCCAAAAAUUGUGAGUGCAAAGACACUGCGAAGUAAACCAUUAAUCGACUUUGGACAAAUAAUUUGCUAAAAUACAAUUUUUCUUGCAGUGAAUUUUAACGUUUGAUACCUUUUUAAAAGCUCAAUGUCAUCUUUAAAUUAUUAUUUUAUAAGUCAUGAAUAAUAUUCAAAAGAGUAUACCAACAUACGUACGGGUUAAGAUUUAUAAACAUUUUUAACGGCGAAUAAAUGUGCUUCGAAGCUGUCCUGCGAAAAUACUUAAACUUUUGGUCGUCAAAAUAUUAAAAUGGAUUGUACUAUCGGUGGUUCAUCACUCCACUGCAAAUAUUUUCUCGCUAACGCUUGUAUGUAUCUAUAAAUUUAAUAAAACUCAUUUCUCCUUAAAUAAUACUUAACCAUUUUUAUCUUGCUUAAAAAAUUAAGCUGCGCCAUGAUAAAACUUGAAAGUAUUUAUACGUAAAUUAAUAAUAAACAUUUAUUUUGUUGAUACAUGUGCAAAAAUUUACGUUGUUUAACUUGAGGUCGGUUUUUAUUAUUCGAAAUUACAAAAUUUGUCAAAAUUAGUGUAAAGAAGACAUUUAAGAAUAUUUUACGUUGAUUCAUGCAAAGUAUAAGAAUAUGUAUACAAAAAUUAGUUGCAAAUAAAGAAACGCAUAAGUAUUACUACUGUCAAUUUAUAAGCUUGUACACAAAAAGUUGUAUGAUGGCCAUGUGUAAUUUUUUUAGCUUGUAGGGCUCGAAAAAAAUAUAAUGAAACCAGAAUGUAAUGUAAUAUACGAAACCAUUCACAAUGGAUAAUCAAUUAGAAUCAAUAUGUAUGAUAUAAAUGUAUUAUACACAAUCUACGCUACUACUAUUAUUAUAAAAUCAUUUGAAAUUAUCUUUUGUAUCAAGAAAAGAUAGGCAUGUAUUUUUUUUCAAUAAGCUAUGAUAAAUUUUAAAUAAGUGCUCGUACUUUAAAUAAUAAUCUUCUUUAAUUAAAAAAUUUUAUUUUCAAAGAAACUUUCCCUAUUAUAAAUGUGUAAUUGAGAAAACGAAAAAAAAAUGAUUUUCGAGCCCAAUCGACGGUAGGUCAAAAAUAAGAAAGGUACGUAAUGCCAAAAUACAGAAAACGACGAGAAAAAAGUAAAAAACCAAUACAAACUAAUGCCGUCUCAAAAAGUGCUCUUGUAAAAAUUAAAAACCAUAGUGUGAAUUUGUUACUUUAUAACAUGUAUUGAUGUACGAGCGAAGGUAUAUAAAUAGUCAUCUGAAUUGAUGUGUUUGUUGAUGAUCGAACAAAAGCUCAUUGUACUUCGGCGGAAAAAGCAACAAAGAAUCCGUGCGAAUACUAACUAAAUAACUUUUUGUCGCGGUGUCUCAUUGUAUAAAUGAGUAUUAGUGAUAAUUUGAUUAUUACUACUAUUAUUACACUUACUAUCGACUGCAUCAAAGUUUCUGUAUGAAGAACCUGGUUACCGUAUUUCAAUAAAUGUUAUGAAACAUUGCAUUCGUAUUCAUUAUUAA
Messenger RNA from Phymastichus coffea, 7533 nucleotides. Its product is annotated as mucin-19-like. NCBI's taxonomy places the organism in Eukaryota, Metazoa, Arthropoda, Insecta, Hymenoptera, Eulophidae. The transcript has 13 exons. Bases 1009 to 3840 code for a protein of 943 amino acids. The record is from RefSeq and is a predicted model, not a curated record.